AUGACGUCUCAAAUCCUUUACGGCUCCAACAAGGAAAGAUUUUCUUACAGCUAUUAUUCAGAUCUGAAACCACUACUCCACUACUCUAACCAAUAUAAAAAAAAAUUUAAGGCCCAUAGUCAUGGUGGAGGCCAACCUCUGGGCUGCUUCAUAUGUUGUGUGCCCUGUGGACAUGUCUUUUGCUCAGCAUGCCUGCAGGAAUGUCUGAAGCCAAAGAAACCUGUCUGUGGGGUAUGUCACAGCACUCUGGCCCCUGGUGCCCAAGCCAUGGAGCUCGAAAGCAGACUGAAGAACACAGAGACAUCUUGCCAUGGCUGCUGUAAAAAUUUCUUCCUAUCCAAGAUCCAGGCCCAUGUGGCUACUUGUUCCACAUACCAGAAUUACAUCAUAGAGAGAGUGAAGGUCACUGUGGUGGAUGCAUUCCUUCAGCCAAGGACUAUCCCAAACAUUUAUAAUUUUCUUUGCCCCUAUUUCCCUGAGAAGAAUUUUGAUCAGGAAGAACUUUUGGAACACUGCAGAUUAUUCUAUAGCACAGAUACCAAGUCUGUGGUUAGUCCAACCUGUACCUCAGUGCCCUGGGAAGACCCCAACUAUUGCAGCACCAAUUUCAUAGAGCACAUCCAGAGCUGGCACCAGUUUUCUUAUGACUCUUUUGUGGAUUACCAUGCUGAUGAAGAGGACAUGAAGAAUCAAGUGUUGCAGCCCUCCAUCAUGGACCAGUGA
This is a messenger RNA of Orycteropus afer afer, 723 nucleotides long. Its product is annotated as E3 ubiquitin-protein ligase RNF114-like. Lineage: Eukaryota; Metazoa; Chordata; Mammalia; Tubulidentata; Orycteropodidae. Gene Ontology annotation, molecular function: ubiquitin protein ligase activity. Gene Ontology annotation, biological process: ubiquitin-dependent protein catabolic process; protein polyubiquitination. The record is from RefSeq and is a predicted model, not a curated record.